AUGCUAAGUGUAGUGGAAGGCAUCUUCCUUUUUAUAGCCAUUAUUGAAUCCAUCCUGGGAGUUUCAGGGAAUGGGUUUAUUGCACUUGUGUACUGCAUUGACUGCGUUAAGAAUAAAUUCUCUAUGCUUGGAUUUAUUCUCACUGGCUUAGCAAUUUCGAGAAUUUGUCUGAUAUGGAUAAUAAUAAUAGAUGCAUUAAUAUGGGUAUUCCCUCCAGAUACAUAUUACUCUGAUAAGCUAAAGGACUAUAUUUACUGCAUGUGGGUACUUAUCAAUCAAUCAAGUGUCUGGUUUGCCACCAGCCUCAAUAUCUUCUAUUUCCUGAAGAUAGCAAAUUUUUCCCACUAUCUAUUCCUCUGGUUGAAAAUGAGAAUCGGGAGAAUUCUUCCUCUUCUGAUGGGAUCUUUAUUUAUUUCAUGGUUAGUUACUAUUCCACAAGUCAUGAACGCUGUUAAUGAUAAUAAAGUGAAGAACAGAAACACAACCUGGAGAUUUAACGUGAAUAAAAAUGAACUCUUUAUUCAACAGUUUGUGCUAAAUCUGGGCAUCAUCUUCUUCUUUACACUGUCCUUAAUUACAUGUUUCCUGUUAAUCAUUUCCCUUUGGAGACACAGUAGGAAGAUGCAAUUGAACGGCACAGGAUUCAGAGACCCCAGCACUGAAGCUCAUGUGAAGGCAAUGAAAAUGCUGGUAUCUUUCAUCAUCCUCUUUAUCUUGUAUUUUAUAGGCUAUGCCGUAGAAAUAUCAUAUUCUACUAUGCCAGAAAACAAGCUGUUAAUUAUUGGGAUGACAACCUCUGCCAUCUAUCUCUGGGGUCACUCAUUUAUCCUAAUUCUAGGAAACAGCAAACUAAAGCAGGCCUCUUUGCAGAUACUGCAGCAGUUAAAGUGUAAGAGAGGAGGAAAUCUCAGAGCCACUUAG
Messenger RNA from Otolemur garnettii (small-eared galago), 921 nucleotides. Its product is annotated as taste receptor type 2 member 10-like. Gene Ontology annotation, molecular function: G protein-coupled receptor activity. The record is from RefSeq and is a predicted model, not a curated record. Gene Ontology annotation, biological process: sensory perception of taste; G protein-coupled receptor signaling pathway; detection of chemical stimulus involved in sensory perception of bitter taste. Lineage: Eukaryota; Metazoa; Chordata; Mammalia; Primates; Galagidae. Gene Ontology annotation, cellular component: membrane. The transcript has a single exon. Bases 1 to 921 code for a protein of 306 amino acids.